AUCUGACUCCGCUCCGCCGCCUUCCUCCCGCCGCCGGCCGGCCGGCCGCUGCUCGCCGGCGAAUUCCAUAAUCGUAUCCUCGUGCCCGCAAACCCUAGGUACCAUUGCUACCAGCGCAGGUCUUCCCCGCUCCUCUACGGCUGCAUUGCCUCCGCGAAAUGUCAUGGCCUUCCUAGCUUCUUAGCUAGGGUUUGCUCCGCCUCCCGCGCUCGCCGAUGUUCUGGGACAUGGCCGCCGAUUCCAGCAUGGGCAUGGGCCUCCACCAGGGAGGCUCCUCCUUCCACCACCACGGCAUGCUCUCCUUCCAGUCCAAUCAAGAUUCAGCUCCCGCUCCCGCUCCCGCACCACCCCCUGCCCCUGCCGUCUUCCUCCCUCCCCCCAGCGCUCCCGCGUCCCAGGGGGCGCCACCGUACAAGUUCGUCACGGGAUCGCCCUCCGAUUGGACGGAGUACGAGCUCGCCAUAUUCGAGGACGGCCUCGUCAGGUAUGCUCGUGAGCCCACCAUUAUGAAAUACAUCAAGAUCGCUGCUAUGCUGCGCACCAGGACUAUCAGGGACGUCGCGAUAAGAUGCCAGUGGGCUGCUGGGAAGGAGAGCAGGAGGAGGAAGCCUGACGAAUUCUAUGCAGGGAAAAGGACAAGGGACUUGAAGGAGAAAAUGGUCGCUUCUACCUCGAAAGCUAAUUUCCAAAUGGCGCCUCCAAAUAAUUUAGUCCCCUUUUCGACGCCUAUGCAUUAUCCAGGACAAAAUAGCCUUGUUACGAAUGAAGUCCCUGUUGUGGAUAAUGCAACUCAGCAUCUUCUGGAGGAAAAUUUCCAGUUACUCAGUCAGAUCUCUGCAAAUAUUAAAACUUUCAAGCUGGGGGAGAAUAUGGAUCUCUUUCUACGUACGAAUAACAAUAUCAGAACAAUUUCGAAAAGAAUGAGUGAGACGCCUGGUAUCAUGGGUCAGAUGCGUCCGUUGCCAGAACCAGUAAAUGAAGACAGCCUAAAUUCACUUCUUCAACUGGAUAGAGUGGUUGCCUGUUAUGGUGAUAUACUACAUAACUCUCAUAUUAAAGACGAAGCACGAAGUUGAUUUAAGAUAAACUGGAAGCAAUGAGUGUAAGCAUCCUGUAGCAGAAAGACGACAGGAGCUUUUACCUGAUCUGUACAAAUGCCACGAAGAACUCCGGUGUAGAAUUAGAUGGUAUACUGACCAAGGCGGCACGGAAUAAGUUACGAGCCUUUGAGGGGUGUGUUGUUUCCUUUUUUUGCUGCGAGCUAAUUGUUGCAGCCAUCCGCUGUUUAUCCUUGAUUCUUGGGGAAAGUGAAGAGAAUGUAAAACAGUUGGCGAGCGAUAUGAGGGGAGGGGUUUAUUACUAUCCUUUUGUUGUUGUAUUGGGAGCUGACUUGAUUCAGACGGCUGUAAAUAUAGGUUGUGAUUGCCGUAUGCGACAUUUUGAAUGUCUAUUGAUGAUGCCAAAAAUAGAAGACAUCAAGUUACUGUUCUCA
Messenger RNA from Lolium rigidum, 1492 nucleotides. RefSeq lists its product as uncharacterized. The record is from RefSeq and is a predicted model, not a curated record. NCBI's taxonomy places the organism in Eukaryota, Viridiplantae, Streptophyta, Magnoliopsida, Poales, Poaceae. The coding region runs from base 216 to 1076 and encodes 286 amino acids. The transcript is spliced from 8 exons.